AACCAGUUAAUGAAGGAAGUAUUUGGUGGUUGGUCAAGUUUUUUGGCAAAGAAGGAAGGGAUUCAAAAGUGAAACCAUGCGGCAUGUCUCCUUCCCCACCAAAACGGCAUUGGAGCGCGACCCAACUCCUGAAUCCUCCGACUCUGACGUAUUUGCCUCCUUCCGUUUCCGCGGCACCGCAAUGAAGUGCAACCAGCGCUUCAAGCGGGUCGCCAAACCCAGAUUACCGGUUCAGACAACCGAACCAGUUCGUCGUUCCCUCAGAACCAAACCCAAUCCCUCACCGCAACCGGACAUAUCUCCCGGCAAAAUGAAAACCUUGACCCUCGAUUUCUUCCAAAUCGACGCGCUGGACCUCGCCCCUCGCUUGCUCGGAAAGUUUCUUCGCCGAGACGACGUCGUUCUUCGGAUCACCGAGGUUGAAGCGUAUAGACCAAACGACUCCGCUUGUCACGGUCGCUUUGGCGUUACUUCAAGAACUGCCCCUGUUUUUGGGCCAGGUGGGCAUGCGUAUGUUUACCUUUGCUAUGGUCUCCACAUGAUGCUGAAUGUUGUUGCUGACAAGGAAGGAGCUGGAGCUGCUGUUUUGAUACGCUCUUGUUCUCCCGUUAGUGGAUUGGAUGUCAUUCAACAGCGCCGAGGUCUAAAAACUGAGAAACCUAUACUUCUUACUGGUCCUGGGAAGAUUAACUUGAGUGAUCUCCCAAAUCUUAGGUUGGUCAGGCGCUGGGUCUUUCGACAGAAUGGUCCAACCAUCCACUCUAUACACCUGGUGGUUUGGAACUCUUAGAUGGUCCAGAGCCAGAAAACAUAUUGGUAGGUCCACGUGUUGGUAUCCAAUACGCUUCGCCAGAGCAUAUCAACGCAUUGUGGAGAUUUGCCAUUGCAGGUACCCCUUGGAUCAGUGCUCCAAAAAACACUCUCAGGCCGGCCUAGUAGUGUACUUGUAGGAAACUUAAGGGAGAAAAAUGGUUUGGUGAUGAUUAACAGAUCCAAUUUAUAUUCGCCUUAGAGAAAAGAUUAGAAAUGUGUCCCGUAUCUGUAUCACCUUUUUAAUUUACGAGCAUAUGCGUGUACAGCUGUUUUAUUACUGCAUCAAUGCUGCUAUUUUCUUAGUAA
Glycine soja is the source of this 1119-nucleotide messenger RNA. RefSeq names its product DNA-3-methyladenine glycosylase. Gene Ontology annotation, molecular function: DNA binding; alkylbase DNA N-glycosylase activity. NCBI's taxonomy places the organism in Eukaryota, Viridiplantae, Streptophyta, Magnoliopsida, Fabales, Fabaceae. The transcript is spliced from 6 exons. The coding region runs from base 77 to 790 and encodes 237 amino acids. Gene Ontology annotation, biological process: base-excision repair. The record is from RefSeq and is a predicted model, not a curated record.